UGCCCGGGUAGCCGGGCGAGGGUAGGGCUGGCCUGGCCCGGGGCCCCUCGCGGCGGCGGCGGCACUGGCGGGAGGCGCAGGUGGGUCUGCGGGGAGGCCGGAGCGGGUCGGGCGCGGCGACCCCCCGCCAAGUCGUUCGCGUGCGCGCCGCCAGGGCCGUAUGCAAAUUAGGGCCCGAGCCGGUGGCCCCGCCCACUCCCGCGAGCGAGGAAACACGGCGGGCGGCAGGGAACGCCUCCCGGCAGCCCCGCCCCAGGAGAGCCCUGGAGCAGCCUGCUGCAGAGGGGAGAAUGAAAGUGCUCUGUUGUCGGCACGGUUAUGAUGGAGAUCCGCUGCGGUGGCCUCAUAUUCAGCUCCAAGUUUGACUCAGGGAACUUGGCUCACGUGGAAAAGGUGGAGCACCAGGAGGGUGAUGGCGACAGCCCUGGGAACGGGGGCAGCACUUCGGUGCUCUUUGGCAGCUCCCUCCCUGUGGCCGACUAUGAAUUUAACGUGUGGACCAAGCCGGACUGCGGAGACACGGAGUAUGAGAACGGGAACAGAUCCUGGUUUUACUUCAGCGUGAGGGGGGCAGUGCCAGGCAAGCUGAUCAAGAUCCACAUUGUGAACAUGAACAAGCAGACCAAGCUCUACGCUCAGGGGAUGGCUCCCUUGGUCAAAACGGUGCCUGCCAGACCCCGCUGGGAGCGCGUCCGCGAGCGGCCUGCCUUCGAGAUGGCGGAGGCCCAGUUUGUGCUGUCCUUCGUGCACCGCUUCCUGGACUGCCGCGGGGCCACCACCUACUUUGCCUUCUGCUACCCCUUUUCCUACUCCGAGUGCCAGGAGAUGCUGGCCCACCUGGACGCCCACUUUGGGGAGUGCCGGCACCUCCUGCCGAGCAGCCCCGUUAGUCGGAGGUCAGGCGCAGACCCUAGAAAGGCUGAGGGGAAGCCGCGCCCCACCGCCCCGCACCGCCCCCGGAAGUGCCCUCGAGGAGGACGCGCCAAGGGGAGGAAGGAGGAGGCCCUGCCCAGGGAGAUGCCCUCCCUGGAUUCAGUCUACUACCACCGGGAGCUGCUGUGCUACUCCCUGGACAGGCUCCGUGUGGAUCUGCUGACCAUCACAUCCUUCCAUGGCAUGCAGGAAGAGCGGGAGGCCCGGCUGGAGAAGCUCUUCCCCGACAAGAACACGCCCCGACCACACCACUUUGUGGGAAAGAGAGUGUUCUUUCUCAGCAGCAGGGUGCACCCCGGAGAGACCCCCUCCAGCUUUGUUUUCAACGGCUUCCUGGAGUUCAUCCUGCGGGAGGAGGACCCGCGGGCCCAGAUGCUGAGGCGCAUGUUUGUCUUUAAGCUCAUCCCCAUGUUGAAUCCAGACGGGGUGUUACGGGGCCACUACCGGACAGAUGCCCGCGGCGUCAAUCUGAACCGCCAGUAUUUGAGCCCCGACGCGGAGCUGCACCCGGCUGUGUAUGGGGCCAAGGCCGUCAUGCUCUACCACCACGUCCACAGCCGCGUCCAGCCCGGCUCCCCCGACUGGCGGCCCCACGUCUCUCCCCUCGGCACCAAAUCUACCAAUCGGCGUGCAUCACACAGCCAUCCCCCACCUGUGGGGGGGGAGGAGGAGGAGGCCCCCCUGUCUAAGCUGGAGAAAGCCAACAACCUCCGCAACUGUGCGGGAGACCCCUGCCUCGCCCCAUCUCAGGACCCCGAGCCCUUGGAGGCGCUGGGCAGCAAGGACCCGGAUGUCUGGAUCCUCUCCGAAGAGCCGACCUCCGAGUACUGCGAGCACGAAGCGGAGAGUCCCCCGCCCGUCCCAGAAGCCAUCCCUGCCCAUCAGAGCGGCCUGGCCUACUACGUGGACCUGCACGGCCACGCUUCCAAGCGCGGGUGCUUCAUGUAUGGGAACAACAUCUCUGACGAGAACUACCAGGUUGAAAACAUGCUCUUCCCUAAGCUCAUCUCCUUGAACUCGGCUCACUUUGAUUUCAUGGGCUGCAACUUCUCGGAAAAGAACAUGUAUGCCAAAGACAAGCGGGAUGGACAGUCCAAGGAGGGCAGUGGGCGUGUGGCCAUCUACAAAGCCUCAGGCAUCAUUCACAGUUACACACUGGAGUGCAAUUACAAUACUGGGCGAUCAGUGAACACCGUUCCGGCAGCCUGUCAUGAUAAUGGGCGGGCAACCCCUCCGCCCCUCCCAGCGUUCCCCUCCAAAUACACGGUGGAGCUGUUUGAGCAGGUGGGCAGGGCCCUGGCCAUCGCAGCGCUGGACAUGGCGGAAUGCAACCCUUGGCCUCGGAUCGUCCUCUCGGAACACAGCUGCCUUAGCAACCUGCGGGCCUGGAUGCUCAAGCACGUGCGCAGCCUGCGGGGCGUGGGGGGCUGCUCCCGCAGGAAGGGCACCAGACUCCCCCCCAAAGGGGCCAACGGGCUCUCGGCCUCCAGCUCGGAGAACUCCCUCUGCCGGGCCAGGAGCUUCAGCAACGGGAGCAGCAGCAGCAGCAGCUGCCAGCAGGCCUCCUCCUCCCCCCACGCCAAGACCUCGCCCAGCUUUGCCAUCAGCUGCUCCCAUCCGGCUGCUGCCUCGGGGGGCCUGGGCCAGAGCCCUCAGAGAGGAGCCUCACGAGUGCUGGCACUCAUGCGAGAGCCUCCCGUCCAGGAGAAGCGGCGCCACCAGCACCAGCCUUUGCUGCGAGCAGCAGUGGGCAGCCUCCAGGGGCCCCCGCCGCUCCCCCCCACUCCUCGGACCACCACGACUCACCUCCAGCUGCCUGCCAGCCUGGGCCCCUGCUCCCUCCCAGCCACCCUCAACAGCACAGGGCCAAGCUGCAGCAGGCUGCUUGCUGCUACCAAGGCUGGCACGGGAGCAGCUGCCUGCCGUGGACAGGAGGCACAGCGCCCCCGAGAAGAGCUCCAGCCCCCUCCACCUUGUGGCCUGGCGCUGCUGCAGAAUCUCUCAAGGCACCUGGCCACAGAAAAGCUAUCGGAGCCCCUCAGCCUGGGCAUGCUGGUGCCUCGGCCCAGCCGGAUCCCCAUCCGCAGGAGAGCGGCCGCCCAGCACCUGCUCCGGCUGCACAGCGGCAGCGAUGGCUCUUCCCUCAGGGUGUGGAAAUACUCCGCCUCGCAGCUGCCAGUGCAGAGCUCCUUGCCAGAGUUCCCUCUGGAAGUGCCGGAGCUGACGGUGCCAGGUGCGAGGGAAGACCCGCUUUUUCUGUGCAACACUCCCAAGGUUUUGCUGGACGAGCAUCUCCCGGGGCGAGCCGAGUCCCCCCAGCUCACCUACCACAAGAUCCUGUCUUUCUGCACUGAGGCCUGACGUCCCGGGGGGGGCCCUGCGGCAGCAGCAGGCCUGUUCCAGCACCUCAGACGCCUCCCCCCCUCCCCACGCCAGGUGGGAGAGGCCUCUGGAGACCCCUUUCCUGCUGGCUCCUGGCAAGUUCCCAGCCCGCCUCUCCCCCCGCGCCUGCCCCUGCCCCUUCAAGCCAAAGCUGCUCUUUGGGCCACAGCAGCCACUGGUGCUGGCUCUGGGCCGCCGCCCCCAAUUCCGGGACCCCACCCCACACUCUGCUUGCAGCCCGCUGCACAAGACCCCUUAGGCCUGCCGGGAAAGGGCUGCUCCAGCUGUGUGGCUCCAGUGGUCCCCCGCCCUCCGCCAGGACGUGUCCGCCACACACCCCUGUAGCACACAGGCAGACCCGAAGAACCUCAUCAAGAGUGUGUGCAUGUGUGGCGAGUGCCAUGCGACCAGCCCUUCCCCGCCACCUCCGCCUCAACCAACAGGCGGCAUCUGGAGUCUCUUGGAAAGGCGGAUUCCCAGCCAGCCUGGCCCCCGCCCAGUCCCACAGGCAGGGGCACCCAUGGGGCCCCUUCUGCAGCUGUACAUAGUCGGUUCCUGGGUUGGAAGCUAUUUUUUGAAAUGAGGUGGUCUUGUAAUGUUUCUAUUAAUAAAUUUUGUUUGGCAAAAAAAGAGA
Molecule: messenger RNA, 3949 nt
Organism: Hemicordylus capensis (graceful crag lizard)
Lineage: Eukaryota; Metazoa; Chordata; Lepidosauria; Squamata; Cordylidae
Gene: AGBL5
Product: AGBL carboxypeptidase 5
Exons: 18
Coding region: 319-3294 (991 amino acids)
Biological process (GO): proteolysis; protein deglutamylation
Molecular function (GO): zinc ion binding; metallocarboxypeptidase activity
Source: RefSeq, a predicted model, not a curated record